Molecule: messenger RNA, 3892 nt
Organism: Jaculus jaculus (lesser Egyptian jerboa)
Lineage: Eukaryota; Metazoa; Chordata; Mammalia; Rodentia; Dipodidae
Gene: Sass6
Product: SAS-6 centriolar assembly protein
Exons: 17
Coding region: 122-2269 (715 amino acids)
Biological process (GO): centriole replication
Cellular component (GO): centrosome; centriole
Source: RefSeq, a predicted model, not a curated record
GUUAGGGUCCCUUUCCCUUAACGAACAUGGCGGUUCCGCGUCCCGCCAGCACAGCUUCAUAUCCGGAAAUAGCACAACUAGCCCCACCCGGGCUCCUUCCGUCAUACACCGGAAGAGGGUGAUGGUGGCUGGCAAGGACCAAACUUUCUUCGUCUUUCCUCCCAUCGCUCUUUCUCCUCCUCCGCGGGAGCUUAGCGCCAAACUCAAACUCUGUCAGGACUCGGUUGCUUUUCAGGCUUGUACGGAGGACCUGUUGGGCUUUUCCUCACACCCACCGGAACAGCGGGCCAAGAUGAGCCAAGUUCUGUUCCAGCAGCUUGUCCCACUUCAGGUGAAAUGCAAAGACUGCGAGGAGAGGAGAGUAAGUGUUCGAGUGAGCAUUGAACUUCAAUCAGUUUCUAACCCAGUGCACAGAAAGGAUUUAGUUAUCCGUCUAACUGAUGAUGCAGACCCAUUUUUCCUGUAUAAUCUUGUGAUAUCUGAAGAGGAUUUUCAAAGUUUAAAAUUUCAGCAAGGUCUUCUGGUGGACUUCUUAGCUUUCCCACAAAAAUUUAUAGAUCUCCUUCAGCAGUGUACUCAAGAACAUGCCAAAGAAAUUCCAAGGUUUUUGCUACAGUUAGUGUCUCCAGCAGCUAUUUUGGAUAACUCACCAGCAUUUUUAAAUAUAGUAGAAACAAAUCCUUUCAAACAUCUUAUACACUUGUCCUUAAAACUUUUACCUGGAAAUGAUGUAGAGAUAAAGAAAUUUCUAGCAGGGUGCUUGAAAUGCAGCAAGGAAGAAAAAUUAUCAUUGACUAAAUCACUAGAAGAUGUUACUAGGCAACUGAAUAUCACACAAAAGACAUUAUCAGAAAAGAUACAAGAAUUAGACAAAUUACGGAAUGAAUGGGCAUCACACACAGCCUCAUUGACGAAUAAGCAUUCUCAGGAACUGACCAAUGAGAAAGAAAAAGCCUUGCAGGCACAGGCUCAGUAUCAACAGCAGCAUGAACAACAGAAAAAAGAUUUGGAAGCCCUCCAUCAACGGAAUAUCCACCAGCUCCAAAACAGACUGUCUGAGUUAGAAGCAGCUAAUAAAGACCUGACUGAAAGGAAGUACAAGGGAGAUUCCACUGUCAGAGAACUAAAAGCCAAACUCUCUGGUGCUGAAGAGGAGCUGCAGCGGACUAAGCAAGAAGCCCUCUCUCUGCGAAGAGAGAAUUCUACCUUGGAUGCGGAAUGCCAUGAGAAAGAAAAGCAUAUUAACCAGCUCCAAACAAAAGUGGCAGUUUUAGAGCAGGAAAUCAAGGAUAAAGACCAACUUGUUUUGAGGACAAAAGAAGCGUUUGAUACAAUUCAAGAACAAAAGGUAGCUUUAGAAGAAAAUGGUGAGAAAAAUCAGGUACAACUGGGAAAACUUGAAGCUACAAUAAAAUCAUUAUCAGCAGAACUUCUGAAGGCAAAUGAGAUCAUUAAGAAGUUACAAGGGGACCUGAAAACUCUAAUGGGUAAGCUAAAACUGAAGAAUACAGUUACUAUUCAACAAGAAAAGCUCUUGGCUGAGAAGGAGGAAAAGUUGCAAAAGGAACAAAAGGAAUUACACGAUGUUGGACAGUCUCUCCGAGUGAAAGAGCAAGAGGUUUGCAAAUUACAAGAACAAUUAGAAGCUACAGUUCAUAAACUUGAAGAAAGUAAGCAGCUAUUGAAAAAUAAUGAAAAGUUAAUCACGUGGUUAAACAAAGAACUAAAUGAAAAUCAACUAGUGAGAAAACAAGAUGUUUUGGGAGCUUCUGUCACUCCACCGGCCCAUUCUAGCAAUAACACCAUCCGAAGUGGAAUUUCUCCUAACUUGAAUGUGGUUGAUAGUAGACUGACGUAUCCAAACUGUGGGAUUGGAUAUCCUGUCUCCUCUGCAUUUUCAUUUCAGAAUCCCUUUUCUCACCCAAUAGCUGCCAAAAGUACCAACCAUCCCGUUUCAGGACCAAAGGUUCAGUUUAACUUGCAGUUUACAAAACCAAACACGUCACUAGGAGAUGCUCGGUCAGGAGCAGCUGUUAGUAUGCAGUGCUCAACUGAUAAGGAAAAUGGUGAAAAUUUAGGACUGGAAUCCAAAUACUUGAAGAAAAGAGACGACAGCAUUCCUUUACGUGGACUCAGCCAGAAUGUAUUUAUUAAUUCAGCAGACCAUCAGAAAGAUGGCACUCUAGGAGCACUGCAGACAUCUUGCAAACCCACAAUGCUCUCUUCUGCAUCAUCGGCAUACUUCCCCGGGCAGUUACCAAACAGUUAAUGCCAGUGCCUUUCAUUUCUUAUUGACCUUUCAGAAACUCAAUAGAACUCACUUCCCAAACAUGCAAGUAUCAAUUUUUACUUGAGUUUCUAUUACACUGUUUGUCUCCUUUAUAAUGCUGCUGUCAUUUGUCAGGCAAUUCAUAGGUACAAAUUUUGAGUAGUACUUUUUGGUCUGUCAACACUAUUUUAUAAAAUACUACUGUGAAUCCUCAUAAGGAACAUCCUAAUCACUGAAAGCCUGACAAAAAUAAGCUGUACUCAGAAAUUAAUAGUAUGAAAACAAAGAAUGCUAGUAACUUUUAUUACCAUCUUCAUUAGUAAAACAGAUAUUAAAUUUGCCACCUGAGAAUUAAGAGGGACCAUGGUAUUAUAUGAAUGAUAGGAAGUUACUUUAAAUGAAUGAAAUGGAUAAACACUUCUUACUAAGGAACACUGUCCCUGAAACACCAAGUGUGGAAUAAUCAGGAUAGUAUGUUUACAUGACUAAGCAUAAAGUGCUCUAGUCAUCUGAACCGAGUUUAUAGGAUAUUAUUUCCUGAAAUUUACCCUCAUCCAACUUUUCUCCUUAAUUGGGAGUUUUAUUAGUUAUGCAGCUCAAUCUGGUCAGUGGGAUUUUGUUUUAAAAUGGAACAUAUAAUACCUUCAGGAAGAGAGCAUCAUGUGGUGAAUAUUUAUUGUACUUGUUUUCAUAGUAUCAAAAUUAUAUUUAGGGUUGACUUAAUGGUAUAGGCAAAUUAGCUAUUAGAAGUUACAGCUUUCUCUUCCAAUUACUAAAUAUUGCCAAGGGAAUAAAAAGUGGGUUUUUAAAAAACUCACCUAGAAUCAUGGGGCCCUAAUUUUUUCUUGUUGAUACUCAACAAGUUGACUAAGAACUGAUACAAAAAUCAAUUCUUAUUUGAAAACUGGUAAUGAUCAUGGGAUAGCUUAUUAAGUAUUUUCAAGUACUUUACACAGAUGAAAAGAAGAUUCAACAUAAUAGUGACAUGACAUAACAUUACUGGGGCCAAAGUAAGACAAGUGGCAUUAGUCUUAUAAUUUGAAAUUGCUGGCAGUUGCAAGAGUGUAACUGGAAACUUCAGUGAAUCUCAUUAGGCAGUGACUUUGCUCUCCUUCAUUUAGGUAUAUACUACAGUAAGAAUACUGUUACAGUUACUUGAAAGCACUUAUUCUGGUAAGAAGUCUCCUGUCAGCAUGAGGCUAUGUUGUAAAUACUGUGUAAUAUACAUUAAGACAUUGUGACAGGUUUUGAAUGGGAUAUACACGUAACUUUCUGACUUUAUACAUAUGUGAAAAAAUUCCACGGGUUAAUAGAGAGUUUUAUUUUUGUCUUUCAAGGUAGGGUCUCAGUUUAGCCCAGGCUGACCUGGAAUUCGCUACAUAGUCUCAGGGUGGCCUCGAACUCACGGCAAUCCUCCUACCUCUCCCUCCUGAGUGCUGGUAAUAAAGGCAUGUAGCACCACACCCAGCUAAAUCAUUCUCAUAUCAACUUGUUAAAAGAUACUUUUAUAUUAAAAUGUACAUACCUUACAGAUUUCUGAUUGUGCUAAUUCUUCCUCCUGAACUUUUAUUCAAAAUUGUUUUGUAGUAUAUCAUUAUACAUGUGUUAAUAAUAAAAUGUUUC